Microsporum canis CBS 113480 is the source of this 1809-nucleotide messenger RNA. RefSeq lists its product as hypothetical. Gene Ontology annotation, cellular component: SAS acetyltransferase complex. The record is from RefSeq and is a predicted model, not a curated record. Lineage: Eukaryota; Fungi; Ascomycota; Eurotiomycetes; Onygenales; Arthrodermataceae. The transcript has 2 exons. Gene Ontology annotation, molecular function: histone acetyltransferase activity. Bases 1 to 1809 code for a protein of 602 amino acids.
AUGACUCGCACAGUGACAUCUCCGCUGUCGUGCAGUACCAGGACACAGCGUCAGCAACACCAGCAGCACCAGCAGCACCACCAGGCGUCUCCUGGAUACAGCGAACCGCCACCGCUGACAUCCACCUCCGCGGCAUCUCCUCCGCAUCAACACACCCAUGCAAACACACGCCAGUUUAUCUACACCCACAACGAACCGCCCUCAAAACGAACAAAACUACAUCACUCCCCGCCCCAGGUAUCGGGGCAACUGCCGCUACGCGCUAGAGAUGCUCAGGGCCAGCCGAACAUCAUUCCACGGCCUCACCCUCUUCCACAGCGGCACGUACAGACGCAAUUGGUGACUAUCAGGAGCUCUAGGAACGGCGAUGACGGUUCCAGCAAAGGUGAAGGUGGUCGUCUAUCGUUUGUUAAACCAGAUGCUUCACCCAAUACCAACAAUAAGACCAUUGAGUCGGCGUUAGUCCGCCCAACUAGGAGCUCAUUGCGACAUCCUCGAGGUACACAAGUGGACGAGGGAGAUAUGCCCCUUGUUCAAAGAGCUCAGUCUUCUGGUGGAGAUGCAAAUAUGCAUGGAGUUGACGCUACGAAGAAUGAGGCCCGUCUAAAGACACCACAGGCGCCCAACGUUAACACACCCGCUGGAGGCGAGAAGAGAUCACUACGGUCUCACGAUGGAGGUACUAGGCCGUCAAAGAGUGAAUUGGCCAUGUACUUCCCCAAUUAUGAACAGGUUCUUAGCUUAGAGCCGGCAAAGCAGGAGACUACUGUUACCCUGGUCGAUGACCUGAGGGAGCCAGUAGCACUGGAUGGUGAUGGUUUGGCAACAUCAACAGUGCCACACAACCCUCUUGAGACCCUUCAUAAUGCAGAAGUCGUUGAUCUAGGUCCAUUCAAGGGAGCCGACGACAACGACCCGUUAGACGAAGAUACCUUCUUCAAAGCUCACAGGAGGCUUGAACGGCAAGAGAAACAGCUGCGGAACCUUGAAAAAGAACGAGCUCAAUAUGAGAAGACCCAGCUAGACCACUUGCUCGGUGAGCUGCAGGGUCAUGACUGGCUCCGGGUCAUGGGAAUCAACGGGGUCACCGACACGGAAAAGAAGCUCUACGAGCCCAAACGAGAUUAUUUCGUAGGAGAAGUCACUGCUUUGCUUGAAAAGUUUCGAGCAUGGAAGGAAGAGGAAAAGCGAAGGAGAAUCGAACGAGAGCAAGCACUCCAGGCGGAAGAAGAUGAGGAGUCAGGUUCCGAGGAAGAAGACGAAGAUGAGGAGGACGAGGAUGAGGACGAGGGUGAAAGUGGCGUCGUUGAGGAAAACUCCGAACUGACAUCAACCACGGCAGCUGGUAGCGUCCCAGACCCCGACGAUGUCGACGGUUUGGCUGCACACCAGCUCUACCAAGAGGUGAUAUCAGCGACCAAAAGCAAGAAGCUUAAGACUCGGAAGGACAAGCCAACCUCACAGCCUCGACAGCAACCUAAACCGCAACUUCAGCAUCCGCAAAAACAGCAGCAACAGUCUCCGUCGAGCAAAGUUCUUGAUUCCAAACCUGUAGCACCACACAUCGGGCCCAACCCAUGGCCGACCGGACCCUUUCUAUCAUUCUAUUCCAAACCCCAUCUCCGUGAAGCAGCGAUCAAAAAACAUAAACGUGGUCGGACGCGGAUGGCAUUCGGGAAACCGCUGCCAGACUUGGACGAAACGCCCUUCCAGUUGCCCGAUGACAUCCUUACUCCAGAGGCUAUUAGGGCCGCCCAAAGGAGAAAUAGACGGAUGAGGCGUGAGGACGGAAAGCCCGGGAAACGGUAA